Molecule: messenger RNA, 2196 nt
Organism: Heterobilharzia americana
Lineage: Eukaryota; Metazoa; Platyhelminthes; Trematoda; Strigeidida; Schistosomatidae
Source: the annotation of a GenBank genome assembly
AUGCCUUCAGCUAUUGCGGGUGGUGGGCCUCAACCUCCACUCCACAUGCAACCAGUGCACUCAGGUCCAGUGAUUUCUAGUUCUCUAAACUUACCGAAUCCCCUUCCACCUGGAAUGACCCACUCAGGCCAUAGUAUUCCAAUGUCUGGCCCACAUGACCGUGAACCUUCUACACCUGUUUCUGGUUCCGGUCCGCUACCUGGACACUAUUUUUCUGCUCUUGGCAUGAAUCCUGGCUCCCCUCAUCCUAUCCCGAAUAUGAUUUCACAUGGUCAUCCCAGCCAGUUCCACCACCACCCACUCUUAUCACUGAAUCGGCUGCCACAUCUUAUAGGUCAACCGGAGUUACGAAUAUUUGAAAUGAAUAAGCGUCUACAACAACGGAGCGACGACUGUGAUAGCUUGUGGUGGGAGUCAUUUGCUACAGACUUCUUCGAAGACGAUGCAACUCUUACUCUCGCUUUCCUUACAGAAGAGGGUCCAAAGAGUUACACAAUUGGAAGAACUCUUAUUCCUCGUUAUUUCCGCAGUAUUUUUGAAAGUGGUUGUGGGGAACUAUACUACAACCUUAGGCUGAACCACGAAUAUUUUCAUCAUCCAAUUUUGACUCUGGAUUCAGAAUCUGCAACGAUGACUAUGACUAUGGUCAGAUCUAUUCCUGUCACAGUUGUCGUGGAAGGUCGACUAACACUCGACUUUGCUUUUGAUGACUUGAUGAGGAUUCGAUCUUGGAUUUUUCUUAUUCGAACUCAUCGUGAAAUGAUAAUGAGAUCUAUGUUGGGGAUUCAAGAUCCAGCCUUUUUGGAUCAGCUGUCCAAAAAUAUUACUAGAUAUGGUAUGACGAAUACAACACUCAAUUUUUUUCGCUUAUGUGUAAUUCUGGAACCGAUGCAAGAAUUAAUGUCCCGUCAGAAGGCUACAAAAUGGCAACGAAUGAUGCCCCAAGAAGCUACACGUCAACCUAGCAAACGACGCAAGCGCAAAGGCAGUUCAGCUACAGCUGAUGGUGCAAACAGCACUGGUCGAACUUCGAAACGCAAGCAGUCCCCCAUUCCACUACCAUCUCAUCAUAUAGCCCAGCCCGGGGAUGUAAUGAUAGUUGGUGAACCGACUCUUAUGGGUGGAGAUUUCGGUGAUGAAGAUGAACGUUUAAUAACUCGUUUGGAAAACACUCAGUAUGAUGCCGUAGCAGCUGCCACUGCAGGCAAUCCAGGCGUUAUGGCUUCCCAUUUAAAUUCUGGUCCUUUCCCUGGCGCAAACGAUUCCCCUGCCGGUAUUAUGUCCUCCCCACUUGGCAUGGGCUCAGGAGGCAAUAUGUCGUUAAAUUCCAGUCAACAACAACAAAUGAAUUCUCUUCAGUUUCGUGCCGGUCCGAUGUCAUCGGGUAAUUCAAACCAAAAUAUGCCACCUCACGAAGGCGUCUUUCCUGGUAAUAUUCCAUCUUUGCAACACAAUCAACCAGUUUCCAUGCCUCCCAACCAGUCACUUUACUCAAACUCAGCACCGAACAGGAAUUUACAUCAUCAUCCUCAAAUGAUGGGACAACAGUUUAUGCCUGUGUUUACUAAAGGUCAAAUGUCAAAUCCCAACCUACCUAACAGAGGUGUUGAACACUACAUGAAUUCAUCAGCGAAUACUGAUGCCAUGCACCAACCAACCCGUUCAAGUAGUGCUUCAUCUCUAGUUGACGGUACAAAUGGUCUUGGUGGAUUCCCUCAUUGUGCUUCUCCCAAUCUCCUCCCUUCAAGACCUCCUGCUCGUUUCACUCCGCCAUCUCUUCCAAAUGGUAUGGGUACUGCAGUUGUGUCAUCACAGCAGUCAAACUUUAUGAUGCCAAAUGAAAUGAUGGGCAGCGGCAAUACCCCAAUGGGGCAUAUUUCUGUUCCUGGCACUCCUCUAACCUCCCCAUUGACCUCAUCAUCCUUUACAAUGGAUAUGAUAGAUAAUCAAAAUGUUCUUCAUUCUGCACCUUCAACCUUAAUCUCUACAACUAUCAAAUCGAAUAAUUCUCCUAUGCUCUACAAUUCUAUCGGAACAAGCUGUAGUGGAAAUCAGUUGACUCCAGAACCCACAAUGCUUCCAACAAUGAGUGGUAUGGGAUGUGAUGUUUCUUCGGCUGUGAUGAAUGAUAAUGAAGAUCUCAAAAUGAUUAAUAGUAAUGCAGCACCUUCACGUCCCACAGCUGAGUCAAUUUGA